Messenger RNA from Manis javanica (Malayan pangolin), 3245 nucleotides. It is a transcript of the gene SLC49A3, whose product is annotated as solute carrier family 49 member 3. Gene Ontology annotation, molecular function: transmembrane transporter activity. The record is from RefSeq and is a predicted model, not a curated record. Gene Ontology annotation, cellular component: membrane. Lineage: Eukaryota; Metazoa; Chordata; Mammalia; Pholidota; Manidae. Gene Ontology annotation, biological process: transmembrane transport.
GGAGCUCCCUACUUUAGUGAGCAGGAGGGUCACAGAGGUGGCGGCGGGCGGAGGUCUGACACAGGGGGGGCGAAGGAAGUCACGCUGGAGGAGCGGUGGGCGGAGGCGCCGGGCCCCGGGCGGGGAGGGCGCAGCCCGCCCGCACGGGUGUCCUCGCGGGGGAGAGGCGGGCGCACGCCGCUCCUCUCCGCCCUCCGGCUCACAGGCGGGGUGAACCGCGAACAGCGAGCCGGCGGGAGGCUGCCGGCCCCGGCCCGGCCCACGGCUGGGCUCCGGCGCCGCCCUCCCCGGGCCGGGGCGCGGCCGCCCACCGCCUCCCGCCCCUCGCCCUGGCCGAGCGCCGCCCUGCGCGUCGCCCCAGUUCCUGCUUCCCCGAUCCCAGGCCUUUCGCUCCCGGACUCCCGCCUCCCCCUGGAGGCUGGCCUCCUGCUGCUCGCCGCCUCCCUUCCGCACGUCGAAGCCGGAGGUGGGCCUGGCCGAGGGGCGUCUCCGCAGCCCCCGUCCGGAAGCGAGCGACUCCCAGCGACUCGUCCCGCGCCCGCCCGCGGGGGCGGCCCACGCGGAGGCCGCGGCCGUCUGGGCCCCUGCAUGGGAACUUUGUCCCUGCUUUUGUGGCAGAGAGUUGCCUCCCGCCGACGGCGGGAUCCAUCUUCAGUUCGGGUCCCUUCCCUCCUGGGGCGGCCCGGCCCACGCGCGGCGCCCGGGCUGCGGCGACGGCGAUGGCGCGGCCGGCGGCCGCUGCGACCCCCGCCCUGGGCGCGCUGCGGGGGUACCGCGCCUACGCGCGCCGCUGGGUGUUCCUGCUGGUGCUCAGCCUGCUCAGCUGCUCCAACGCCACGGACUGUCCCCACUGCUGGCAGGGACUCGGCUGUGUUCACCACCUCAGCCCUGAAACCUGCACAGAGCCACCUGCUGUGGCUCAGCUUCGCGCCCGUGGCUGACACCACUGCCCGGCGCUUCCUCCUCUCCACCGAGCAGAUCAACUGGCUCUCAGUGGUCUACCUUGUGGUGUCCAUCCCGUCUGGUGUGGCAGCCAUCUGGUUUCUGGACUCCAUUGGGCUGCGCUGGGCUACCGUCCUGUGUGCGUGGCUGAACUUUGCUGGGAGUGUGCUCCGCUCCGUGCCCUGCAUGCUGGUCAAGGUCCAGGACCCGUUUGCCUUCCUCAUGAGUGGGCAGAGCCUCUGUGCCCUGGCCCAGACCCUGGUCAUCUUCUCUCCAGCCAAGCUGGCUGCACUGUGGUUCCCUGAGCACCAACGAGCCACAGCCAACAUGAUCGGCACCAUGUCAAACCCCCUGGGCAUCCUGGUGGCCAACUUGCUGUCACCUGCCCUAGUGAAGAAGGAGGAAGACAUCUCCAUGAUGCUGGGCAUCUACAUCAUCCCUGCUGGCCUCGCCUGCCUGCUGGCCACUGCAUGCCUCUGGGAGAGCGUGCCCCCCACCCCGCCCUCUGCCGGGGCCGCCCACUCCACCUCAGAGAAGUUCCUGGAUGGGCUGAAGCUGCUCGCGAGGAACAAGGCCUACGUUACCCUGGCUGUGGGCUUCGGGGGUGGCAUUGGAGUCUUCACCAGCUUCUCAGCCCUGCUGGAGCAGGUCCUCUGCGUGAAGGGCUACUCCAAUGAAUUUGCAGGCCUGUGUGGGGCUCUCUUCAUUGUGUUUGGGAUCCUGGGGGCACUGGUUCUCGGGUUGUAUGUAGACCAGACCAAGCGCUUCACUGAAGCCCUCAAGAUUGGACUCUGCCUGACCUCCAUGGCCUGUGCGGCCUUUGCUGUGGUGUCCCAGCUGCAGGACCAGAAACUCGCGCUGGCCGCCACCUGCUCACUGCUAGGGCUCUUUGGCUUCUCGGUGGCACCUGUCGCCAUGGAGCUGGCAGUCGAGUGCUCCUUUCCUGUGGGUGAGGGCGCGGCCGCAGGCCUGGUCUUUGUGCUGGGGCAGGCUGCCGGCAUGCUCAUCGUGGUGCUGCUGACCGCCCUGCCUGUGCGCCGUGCACAGCCAUCUGUGUCUACCUGCCACGACGGCCAGGACCCGCUAGACUGGAAGGUGUCCGUGCUGCUGAUGGCCGGCUUGUGCACCUUCUUCAGUUGCUUCCUGGUCCUCUUCUUCCGCACCCCGUACCGGCGCCUGCAGGCCGAGGCCAGCGGGAGCCCCUCCAUCCAGGAGGACGAAAGCCCGGCAGCUGCAGACCGCACACCCCACCCGGCCGCCGCCCCCUGUGGCUCCGCUUCGGCACUCCUCUGAGCCCCGCACAGCUCCUGCAGGACGCUUGGGGGCAGCUCCGCUCCAAAGCUCAUGGCUGGAACCGGCUCUCCUGACCCUGCCUCCCUGCUCCUAGGAGCCCCGAGUCCCAAAGCCCCUGAACGUAAGAGACACCACAGGCCCUGCAGGGGCCCAGGGGUCAGUUAGCACAUCAAUGUGGGAUGUGCCGGGUCAGGGAGAGGCAGGCACCAUCACCUCAGCUGUGCCCACCAUGGCCAAGCUGGGAUAGGGUGUCUUGCAGAUGCCACAGGGACUCUGUCCUGGGCACGCUCAAGGCACAGCAUGGUGGCUUCUCCCGCUGCGAGAAGAGCUGCUGUGUACCAGCCAGUGGCCACUGACCAGGCAGGGUGCCCCAGGGGCCAGGCCAGGCCCAGGGUAGCUGGUGCAGGCGCAGCAUAUGGAAGGGUUGGCCUGGCAUAAGGGGCAUUUGCUGAGGGGAAGCUGGAUGGGUCGAAGGGUCUGAGGGCCUCUAGCAGGGCUGAGUCCGGAGAGGACAGGCACGGGGCAGGCCUCCCCUGAAGUAGCCUGUCCCAGAGUCUCUCAAUCUGCAGACCACUGAGAGGCCAGACCCCCUGCACGGGAGCCAGGCCAGGUGGGGGGAGCAGGUGGAGCCGGGCUGCGUGUGGACGGGGAAGCAGAGGAGGGCCCCGCAGUCAGAUAGUCCACUCCAGACCCCUUAACCGCUCCAGACCCUCCCAGGCCGCGACGGACAGCCCCACCCUGUGGACACUGCCUCCCCUCCACAGACGGUGACAGGCAGGGCGUGGGUGUGCGUUCAUCGAGUUGGCCAGGCUUGGGGCUGCCCCACCCCUCCCCCUCUGCCCUGUGGCGAGCAUGCAGCCCAGUGCCUGGUAGCGGAGGCAGCACCCAUGGAACAUCUGGCUGGCCUGCGAGCAGCUGUUUGCUGGCGGGCGUCAGACCAGGCCGGAGGGCAGGCAGCAACAGGGUGUCCAAGGGCCCCAGCAUGCCCUGAAUUACAGGCACUGAUCCAG